GAUCGCGUCCAUAACGUUGUGAAAUACGAGUCACUUUUAUUUGGAUUUAAUUAAGAAGUUUCGUCUGUUCUAUAUUAUCCGACAUGAGCUCCCAAGAAAACUCGGAGGAAAUCAGUGGCAAGGAUAAUAAAUCUCUAACUGGUCCUGAGACUACAAAACCUACUAAACGAAAGUUAUGCGACGAGGAGGAAGCAAUCGUAGAUAGCAGUGAAAUAAAUAAACGCAGGAAAUCUGAGGACAGUCAAAGUACAGAAUCUAGCGACAAUAAUACUGUGAAAAUUGAAACAGCAGAUGCCGAAGCUACAGACGAAACAAAGCCCAGUAAUAAUAGCAUUCUAGUGGCGAUAAAAACCGAACCAGGUGGAGAGCAUGAAGACAGUGGCGUCCCUGCGGCUAGCACUAGCUCAAAUGUACCACCAGCUAUUUCAAUAAAAACGGAGGCAGCCAACAGCGAUGCAGUUGCAGUAACGGAGGCAGCCAGCAGUUCCACUGUUGUUAAAACAGAACCAACCAGUAGUCAGUCCGCGAUUGUUGAUAGCUCGGUCUCAUCCAGUACCUUACGACCAUCCUGUCGUUUCGGCAUACGAUGCUAUAGACGCAAUCCGGCUCAUCGGAAUAUAGAGGCACAUCCUGGCGAUUCGGAUUAUCGUCGCCCCAGUUAUCCAACACCACCUCUGGGCACACCAGCCUGUCAAUUUGGAAACUCUUGCUACCGUCGAAACCCAGUACAUUUUCAACAGUUUUCCCAUCCUUCGGAUUUCAAUUCCGCCCAGAACAUUCGCAAUCGCUUACGCCAGCGUCGCGCCCAGACGCAAAGUUCCAAUGCGCCGGCAGAUGAAUACUCUGAUUUUGGAUCAGACGAGGAGGAGGAUCCAUUUUACGAUCAGGGUGACUCUGAUUUGGACUAUAAGCCUGGCGCGAAUGAAGACAAAGACGACGACGACGAGGACGAUGAACUUGAAUUCAAUAGCGAGCGUCAGAACUGUGAUGAAUUUGAUUAGUUUUAUUUUUUGAGAAAUUUCGUGAUGUAAAUAUGUAAACUUCAUCUGUUAAAUAACUGAAUAUAUGUCUGUAUACUAAA
This is a messenger RNA of Drosophila montana, 1081 nucleotides long. Its product is annotated as aprataxin and PNK-like factor. The transcript has 3 exons. Gene Ontology annotation, molecular function: DNA-(apurinic or apyrimidinic site) endonuclease activity; 3'-5' exonuclease activity. Lineage: Eukaryota; Metazoa; Arthropoda; Insecta; Diptera; Drosophilidae. Gene Ontology annotation, biological process: double-strand break repair. Gene Ontology annotation, cellular component: site of double-strand break; nucleus. The record is from RefSeq and is a predicted model, not a curated record. Bases 84 to 1001 code for a protein of 305 amino acids.